This is a messenger RNA of Megalobrama amblycephala (Wuchang bream), 8987 nucleotides long. RefSeq names its product fibrillin-2. NCBI's taxonomy places the organism in Eukaryota, Metazoa, Chordata, Actinopteri, Cypriniformes, Xenocyprididae. The coding region runs from base 416 to 8224 and encodes 2602 amino acids. Gene Ontology annotation, biological process: cell-matrix adhesion. Gene Ontology annotation, molecular function: calcium ion binding. The record is from RefSeq and is a predicted model, not a curated record. The transcript is spliced from 25 exons.
UGUGAUGGGCUGUGAAGCUGUGAGUCCAGGGCUGAUUUUUUAGUCCAGUCUAUCCUGGUAAUAAUAAUCUGGUAUUUGUGCAUGAGGUAAAGAUACUCUCAACACAAAACACUAACUAUUGAAUGAUGUUCUUUAUUGUCUCAGCCUUUAUUUUACACCCAGAGGCAAGUCAAAGCCCAAUGGGAGAGAGAAACAUAAUCAUAGCAAUAUAUGGGUGUUCCCUAUUGUGCUGGUUUAGUAUGUCUCUGGUGCUGAGAUGGAUCAUUAUGCUUUUUACCAGGAAGAACAAAGUGUUGUAACUUGGGCAGAAGAGUCCAUAGAGAAGCGAAGUCACACACCUUCCGAAGCCUGAAAGAGACCUACUUGCUCUGUAUCCUAAUGUCUGCCUUAUAGGAGAACCAGCCAUCAGUCGGAUAUGUUGAAUCUGCUGCUGUACCUUCUGUGCCUGUAUACUGUGUUCAGGUACACAACUGCAGCUGCAGAUCUCAAUGACUGUGCUGCUGCAGGGACCAUAUGCCACACCAACGCAGAUUGCUUUAAAACACGUGAUGAAAAAUUUGUCUGCAUGUGCCAAAUGGGGUACAGGGGCAAUGGAGUGCAGUGCCAGGACAUUGAUGAGUGUAUUACUGGUCUACACAGCUGCCAUGGAAAAGCAAUCUGCAGUAACACUCUAGGCAGUUAUACUUGUUCAUGUCAAAAUGGCUAUUUUGGUGAUGGCUUCCAAUGCCAAGAUAUCAACGAGUGUCAAACUAAUAAUGGUGGCUGCCAUGUUAAUGCGCUUUGCACCAACAGAGAUGGAGGAAGAGAUUGCAGUUGUAAGUCUGGUUUCAGUGGAAAUGGAUUUCAGUGCACAGAUGAUAAUGAGUGCGCAAGACCAGGAAUCUGCCACUGGAAUGCCACUUGCACCAACAACCCUGGAUCCUACGUGUGCACAUGCAAUGCUGGCUACAAAGGCAAUGGAAAUUAUCUCUGCCUAGAUAUUGAUGAGUGUUCAGAGACUCCUGGUGUGUGCUCUGCUUUCUUUGGAUACAAAGGUUGCAAGAACCUGCCAGGAUCCUACACCUGCCUCUGCAACUUGGGCUACCAAAGCAAUGGACAGACAUGUGAGGACAUCAAUGAAUGUGAAAUCAACAUCUGUAGCUCAUUUGCUGAUUGUAAAAACUUGCCAGGCACAUAUCGUUGUACCUGUCCUGAAGGAUUUGUAGGAAAUGGCUUGGCAUGCGUGGACAUUAAUGAGUGUGAUAGAAAGAACAACUGUGACCCCAAUGCAAUAUGUACCAAUUUGCUGGGAAGCUACCAAUGUUCCUGUCGCUCUGGCUUUCUGGGUACGGGUACAAAAUGUACUGACAUUAACGAAUGUGCCACCAGUAACAUUUGCCCAAGUAAUGCUGCGUGUGUCAACACAGCAGGUUCAUUCUUCUGUGACUGUGGUCAAGGCUACAACUUUAGUCGAAACCAGUGUCUGGAUGUGGAUGAAUGUGCCAUAAGACAUUGCAGUCCUUACUCCUCUUGUGAAAACUUACCUGGUUCAUUCAUCUGCUCAUGUAUAGCUGGUUUUGAGGGUGAUGGAUUAGUAUGCAAUGACAUGGAUGAGUGUGCCAUAGAAAAGCGGUGCCAUGUUAAUGCACUCUGUAUUAAUGUACCAGGAAAAUUCAACUGCAGCUGUAUGGUGGGAUAUACAGGGGAUGGGGUGUUGCAAUGCUCAGAUGUGAAUGAGUGUCUUGUUGAUAAUGGUGGCUGCAGAAACAGAUCAACAUGUGUCAACAGUAAGGGGUCUUUCUCUUGCAUUUGCCCCUCGGGCUUUCAGCUAGUCAAUCAUACCAUCUGCCAGGACAUAGAUGAAUGUCAGCUACCUGAAAAGGCUUGUGGCACCAAUGAGCAGUGCUCAAACAUGGAAGGGUCAUAUGCAUGCCAGUGUAAAGAAGGCUUCACUCGGGCCAGUGAUGAUUUAGACUGCUCUGAUAUUGAUGAAUGUGAAAACCAGAAACCUUGUCACCAGAAUGGCACAUGCUUGAAUUUAGCAGGCUCCUUCUCAUGUACCUGCAAACAUGGCUUCUCAGGAAAUGGUGUAACAUGUGAGGAUAUAAAUGAAUGUGCAAUUGAGGGUAUGUGCCAUCUACAAGCCAAUUGCUAUAAUUAUCCUGGAGAAUUUAUGUGUAUAUGCCACCAGGGCUUUAAUGGAGAUGGUUUCACCUGUACAGACGUGGAUGAAUGUGUCCUUUCAAAUUUUACUUGCCCAGACAUCUCUGUAUGUGUCAAUUCCCCUGGAGCAUAUGUCUGCUCUUGUCUGAAUGGCACAGUAGCAUACAACAACUCCUGUGUCCUCCCUAGUCGUGAAUGUGAUCCUGCCUGCCAUCCACAUGGACUUUGUCAUCCUUCACCUUCAGGGUAUCAGUGUGUGUGUGAUGUGGGAUUCAAAGGGGAUGGACUCAUUUGCUCGGACAUCGAUGAAUGUGAAGAAAAUGUGUGCCCAAAGAAAGAGACACAGUGUGUCAAUAACCCAGGAUCCUUUGACUGCAUAUGCAAAGUGGGCUACCGUCUUAAUGGAACAGAAUGCAUAGAUGUGGAUGAAUGUGAAUCUGGAGUCAAUAGCUGCAGCAAGUUUGCGCAGUGUGUCAACACCAUUGGGAGUCACCUAUGCUUAUGUCUCAAUGGCUUCACUGGGGAUGGAAAAAACUGCUCUGACAUUAAUGAGUGCCAAUCCCAACAUGGAGGAUGCCAUCCAGCUGCCAGCUGCACUAACUCCCCUGGUUCCUACAAGUGUACCUGUCCCUUUGGCAUGACCGGGUCUGGGUUUGAUUGCCAAGAUGUGGACGAGUGUAAUGAAAACUCAACUUUGCCUCAUAACUGCAGCCUUCUCGCCAUGUGCAACAACACAGAGGGCUCCUACAUUUGCAAGUGCAUGGAGGGAUAUCUGGGAGAUGGGUUUACUUGUGAGGAUGUGGAUGAGUGCUUGUCACCUUCAGUCUGCAGGAACAACAUGACCUGCCAAAACUUUCCUGGAACAUAUACCUGCACAUGCACCGUUGGUCUGGUCUAUGAUCUGGGUACCUGCGUGAAUGAGAAAGACUGUAAGAAUGUAACCAAUGCAUGCAACACCCAUGCUGAGUGCAAACACAUCUGUGGGUCAAACUAUUGCUCCUGCAUUGAAGGGUUCAGUGGAAAUGGUAGAGACUGCCAGGAUAUAGAUGAAUGUUCACAAUCAGGAGCUUGCCCAAAGUUGUCCACCUGUUUCAACACAGAAGGAUCCUAUCAUUGUGACUGCUGGGAAGGUUACCAGUACAAUGGGACACACUGUGAAGACAUAAAUGAGUGCAGUGUAGGAAACUUUAUUUGUCCAGACAACAGCACAUGCUACAAUGAAGAGGGAGGGUAUAAUUGUCCAUGUAACAAUGGUUUCCUCUACUUUAACAACUCUAUCUGUUUGGAUGUUGAUGAAUGUGCCACAGGGAAAGCACAGUGCCCAAAUGCCUCCUACUGCCAAAACACAGUGGGAUGGUAUUUUUGUGAAUGCUGGGAUGGGUAUACAGGUAAUCAGACAGUCUGUGAGGAUGUUGAUGAAUGCCUGAACAAUUCCGCAUGUUCAGACCACAGUAUCUGCAUCAAUACUGAAGGUUCGUUUCUGUGCCUUUGUGAAGAUGGAUUCUCCUCCAAUGGUACCAGUAGUACCCAGUGUGAGGACAUAGAUGAGUGCUCGCACCCAGAGUUUGGGCCACUCUGCACUAAUGGGACUUGCAUUAACAUAAUUGGCUCAUUCCUCUGCGUUUGUGACAUGGGAUUCUGGAGCAAUGACACUAGGUGUCUUGACAUAGAUGAGUGUUCAGGAUCAAACAAUGAAUCCAUAUGUCAACCUCACUCUACAUGUGUCAACAUCCCUGGGUCUUAUAAAUGUGACUGCAACUUGGGUUUCCUUCUAAACAGAACAGAGUGUCAAGACAUUGAUGAAUGUCUGGCAGAUGAAAGUCCCUGCACUGUCAACGCUGUAUGUGUAAACUCAGCAGGGUCUUUCCAGUGUCCAUGCGCAUCUGGUUUUGAGGCUCAGGGUCCAAAGUGUAUAGAUAUCAAUGAAUGCCUUUUGAACAGAACUUGUCGUCCUGAUCAGGUGUGCAUCAAUAAACCUGGAUCAUACCAGUGCUCCUGUCCACAGGGACAUCAUGAGGAAAAUGGUACCUGCAUAGACAACAAUGAAUGUGCAAAUAAAACAACCUGCCACCCCUUGGCAAGAUGCUGGAACACAGUGGGGUCUUUCACAUGCCAGUGUCGCUUAGGUUACGCUGGGAAUGGGACAUACUGUAAAGACAUUGAUGAGUGUUCCACAUCGUCCUUACGUUGCCACAAGUCAAGCCAAUGCAUCAAUACCCCUGGGUCAUAUAUAUGUGUAUGUGCACCAGGUCUUAUUGCAUUAGGGUCUCUUUGUGUGGAUCUAGAUGAAUGUCAGUCCAGUAGGGGUGGAUGCCAUCCUGCUGCCUCAUGCUACAACUCUGUAGGUGGGUUUCAGUGCAAGUGUGGCAACGGAUGGGAUGCCUCAGUCGGAAAUGGGCAUGGAUUAGGUGGAUGCAUAGACCGGAAUGAAUGUCUUUCACCUGACGUAUGUUAUAGCAACAGAACAUGCACCAAUUUUAUAGGAUCUUACAGCUGUGCCUGCUCUACUGGAGAUACUGACUGCCCACAGCUGCCACAAAUGGAAACUGACCUGUAUCCAUUUGGAGAGGAAGUAGGUGAUGCUGUGUUACCAAUUACAGUGGCAGAUGGAAAUUCUCCAUACAUCUCUCCUCCUGCAGGCUUUCCAUUCAUGGGAAAACUAUAUGAGCGGCUGUUUUUUUCAGAUAACGGCUUGGUGCAGUUCCAGUCGGUCAGUGAGAAUGAGAAACUGUUGCUCCCUGCUCCAAUCCCAGGUGGAUUCCAUGGUAAUGAGGGUCUUCCCAUGUUGGCAGUGUUUUGGGAUGAUGCUGACCUUACCCUCGGAGAUGGAAAACUGCUAUACCAGGAAUACAGUCUGCUCAAUAUAUCUGACAUCUACACUGAGACAGUAUUUAACCGAACAGCACAAGAUGUUAGCAGAUUUGAGACUCAAAGGGGCAACCCUGCCUUUACUCCAUCCUGGAUAGUGAAAAUCACAUGGGAUCACGUUUUGCCUGUGUCCUAUCAAAAGAUCAACUUGUCUGAGACCAACACAUUCCAGUGCAUUCUGACCACAGAUGGACUACGUUCAUUUGCUCUGCUCCGCUACAGUGACAUGAACUGGGGUCCAGGACAGAGGACCGAUCAUAACGCUCUUAUAGGCUACACUGAUGGCAAGAAUAACUUCCAUAAUGAGAUUCCAAAGCCACCGAACAACCUGUUUGGCCCAGGAGGGCGCUAUCGUCCCCAGACUGUCACUGGUAACACAGGCAAACUGGGGCAGCUGGUGUAUGACCUGACAGGAUCUAAUGAAAUCAGCUCGGAUCCUCAGAGGCAAUGCCAGCUAUGGGCCUUCAAUGAGCCGGAUCCUAAAGAAUGGGCAUUAGGAGUGGCAUCAUGUCCAUGUACCCGUAUUCAGGCACAGGAGGACUUGGCCUUUGGCCCUGAGACUCUACCAUCAGAACAGAUGGCACAUGUGAGGGAUCUGAGAGCUCUUAGAUGGGGUGGCAGCAGGGGCCGUGUCUUUCAGUCCAUCCUCUUUAACAAACAAAAGGCAGGAAAGAGAUGUGUGUAUGAUCCAGAGGGCCCCCUUCUGACUGGAUACAGCGAACGGUUCUUUACUGAGGACAAGACACAACAACACAUAGACAAGGAUUUAUUACCCUUCCAGUGGUGCUGUGUUCAAUCCCCUCUGUGUAAUGUCUACUUGGCAAAGAGACCACUAGAUCGGUGUCAAGGGUAUAGCUGGGACAGCUCUGACAUCAGUAUACCUGGGAACAGGGGAGCACCAGGCAUUGGCAUGGUAUAUGGUAGUCUUCACUUUAUCACCUUUGACGGAAGUGAGUAUACCUUCAAAGCCAUGGGGGAGUACGUUAUAGUUCGUCUUUCCACCAGCACAGGAUCAAACAUCUUCACCCUGCAGGGACAAACAGCUGCUCUAGUGGUCAACGGGCAGCCCAAACUUGUGCCUGCAUUGAUACGAUUAGCUUCCUUCUAUCAGGGUGCUGGAAAGGUGGAGUGGCGAUGUGCUGAAUCUGGAGAUGGUCUUAAGGUCUUGGUUAAUGAUGUGGUCAUUCCUGUGUCUGUUGGAGUGGUGCAUGUAGAGGAGAAAGGCUUUGCAGUGCGCUGUACCUCUAUGAGUCGCUGUGCAGUGGUGUAUGCCGAGGGCCUGUACGUGGUCGUGUGGAGAGGCGAUGCAGGAAGGCUGACCGCUCUGGUGGAGGUUCCUCAGAGGUUCUACAACCGUACACUGGGUUUGCUAGGUCACUGGAACACCAACAGGACAGAUGACUUCCUGCUUUCCAAUGGCCGUCUGGUGCCUCUUCUAAAUAACAACAUCCCCUCUGAACAGAGUUUGCUUCCCUUUGGACAGUCAUGGGCUGUUCCUGCUCCAGAAAGUCUUCUGUUCUCAGAGCCUCCUAGUGCUCCAUUCAGUCCUGUCACGACAGAGCAACUGAUGUCCUCAGUGAGCCCAGAUGUGUUGGCCAAACACAUUCAGACCUGCCAGAACAGCAUGCAGUGUGUACAUGACAUGCUAGCCACAGGAAACCCAAACCUCGGCCAGGAUGUUCUGAAAGACCAGCAGCAACUUCAGAACCGAAUGCAAAUUUACGGUAACUUGCCACCCAUUGUGACAGAGCCGACUGUUAUCAUGUGUAAGGUCAAUAGUACAGUUAGAGUUCAGUUCAAAGCCCAGGAUCCAAACAAAGACCAAAUCACCUUCUCCCUGGCCUUUGCACGCUCCCCACGGGUCACCAUCGGCAGCAGUGAUGGUAUCCUCGUGUGGUCUCCUUCCAGUAUUCAGCCAGUGAAUCUGACCAUUCAAGUGAGUGAUCAAACAUCCAGCUCUUUGAUCACCCCUGUUCUGCAGCUCUGUAACUGUAUGAAUGGAGGAAGCUGCCAAUACAACAGCGUGGCUGAGAACCUUCUCCUAGGAAAGUUUCAGGUUGUUGGAUGUCUUUGUCCACCGGGUUUCAGUGGCAAGUACUGUGAUAACAGAACAGAUGUGUGUAAAGGCAAACCCUGUUUUCCCGGUGUGGAAUGCAUCAGACAAAAAGAAGCAGACCUCUUCACAUGUGGACAGUGCCCUGCUCCGACUGUAUACAAGGACAAACAAGGAUACAAGUGCUUUGAAAAUGACUUCUGCCUUCCUCCAUUCCCCUUCCCCUGCCAUGAGAUGGCAGACUGCACUAGCACUGGCUACAACUAUACCUGUAAAUGUAAGCGUGGCUACGCUGGCAAUGGAAAAGAGUGCACAGAUAUUAAUGAGUGUCUGGACCCCUCGGCCUGUCCCAAUGCUAAGUUUGAAUGUAUGAACUUGCCAGGAACAGUGCGGUGCUCAUGCCGUUAUCAGAAGACCAGAGAUACUGAUGGAUGUGGUGAAUCUGCUAAUCCUACAGGGUGGAAUGUUUUUAAUGUGUCCAUGGGCUGGGGAAAUCAGGAGUCUGGACAGGGACUGAGUCAGCUGGAGAAGAUCCUGUCACUGGGUUUCCAGAACAAGUUCUACAAUGCCAGUGCUAUAGCUCCUGAUUCAGCAUCAGCAGACGGGAUGAAUGAGUACAGGAUCAAUGUGUCCAGCGACACACCGCAUUGGUAUGUCAUGGACUACCUUACCAGAGUCAGUCAGUACUACGGCAUCCGUUCAGCCUAUGUGGAGGACCUUGAUGAAUGCAAGACAAAUGAGGCUCCAUGUUCAAAAACAGCCCAGUGUGUAAACACCUACGGUGGCUACAGGUGUGUGUGCAAUGGUACUGAUCUAAAGAAGGAAUCACAGUCAUGCAUUUUAGACUGGAACAGUGUUAACCGCACAGACCAGUCCGGCGCUAAGACUAUGGAGGAUAAGAAGUCAUUAAUUUUGGGGCUGGUCCUGGGCAUCGGUAUCCCCCUCCUGCUGCUGCUGUUGUUGGCGGCUCUUGCCUGCUUCUGCUGCUGCUCACGAAAGAAAACCAUCACUGGGGAUAUUCCUCACCUGCUGCCCGAGUACAUUCAGGAGCAGUUCAACCCACCAUUCAACUUUGACGAUCCUUCCCUGCAAUAUAUCACCCAUUGCAGCCCACGUAUCCUUGACAACCUCACACCACAUCAGAAGCGCCGGUAUCGAUAACACGGGCCCAGUACUCUUGUAUUGUCUGGUUCAUCCGGCAUCGGUGCAGAUGCAGUACAUUUGUAUUUAAAGGAAAUGAUAUUAUUUAUACUGAAAAAAGAGACUGCUGACUUUUAAAGUCCUGUGUGAGAGUGAAAGAGUGCCAAACACAUGCAGAAGAAACUUGGAGUGAUCUGUGAGCAACAAGCUCUGCUGAAUUAUUACCUCAGUUGAAGAUACUAAUUCAAAAAAAUAAUAUAUCCAAAGUUCUUACCAAAAUUAUCAACUGACACACAUUAGUUGCACUUAUGUAGAAGCUACGGUUUAAAGAUAUUCAAAUAAGAGGAUAAACAUCUGAACACCAGUGGCAGGUAUUGCUGGAAAUACAGAUACAUUUAGAGAAAAAAUUCAGACCAUUCAGAUUUUUAAAAGGUCUGGAUGCAUUAUAGUAAUAAGAAUUGUGGUAAAAUGUGUUCUAAUGCCAAAUGUCAAAUGGCUAAUAUUUUUUUUUCUCUUUAUUUUGGGGAUUAAAUAUGACAUUUUUUUAUUUGAUUCUUUUGCAGAAUGUGAAAUAAUGUUCAGUAAUAUCUUGCAUAUAAGUGAAAGAUCUUAUAUGUUUUUCUGGUCAAAAUUUGCUUGUUGAGAGCAAAGCAACUUAAUGUAUGCAUGUCAUGUAUAAGUAAACAUAUGGCAUCAUCAAACCCACUCAAAUAUUGUAAAAUACUUUGUAUUGGUUAUAUUUGUAUGUCCACUAGCUUUUCCUUAAAUAAAAUAAAAAAUAACA